Molecule: messenger RNA, 1796 nt
Organism: Tachysurus fulvidraco (yellow catfish)
Lineage: Eukaryota; Metazoa; Chordata; Actinopteri; Siluriformes; Bagridae
Product: GTPase KRas
Exons: 5
Coding region: 243-1007 (254 amino acids)
Biological process (GO): Ras protein signal transduction
Cellular component (GO): plasma membrane
Molecular function (GO): GTPase activity; GDP binding; GTP binding
Source: RefSeq, a predicted model, not a curated record
AAUGACUGAGUACAAGUUGGUGGUGGUUGGCGCAGGAGGUGUUGGGAAAAGUGCACUUACUAUCCAGCUCAUUCAGAACCACUUUGUGGACGAAUACGACCCGACCAUCGAGUACAGGAUGAGACAAAAAGGCGGGGCAGGACGAGACGGAAAAAGCGGGGCAGGACGAGACGAGAAAGGUGGUGCAGGACGAGACGGAAAAAGCGGGGCAGGACGAGACGAGAAAGGUGGUGCAGGACGAGAUGGAAAAGGCGGUGCAGGACGAGAUGGAAAAGGCGGUGCAGGAUGAGAUGGAAAAGGCGGGGCAGGACGAGACGAGAAAGGCGGUGCAGGACGAGACAGGAAAGGCGGUGCAGGACGAGACAGGAAAGGCGGUGCAGGACGAGACAGGAAAGGCGGUGCAGGACGAGACAGGAAAGGCGGUGCAGGACGAGACAGGAAAGGCGGUGCAGGACGAGACAGGAAAGGCGGUGCAGGACGAGACAGGAAAGGCGGUGCAUGGAAAGGCGGUGCAUGGAAAGGCGGUGCAGGACAAGGCGUUGCAGGACAAGGCGGACUCGUACAGGAAGCAGGUGGUGAUCGAUGGCGAGACGUGUCUCCUGGACAUCCUCGAUACCGCAGGUCAGGAGGAGUACAGCGCCAUGAGGGAUCAGUACAUGAGGACCGGCGAGGGCUUCCUCUGCGUGUUUGCCAUCAAUAAUAUAAAGUCUUUCGCGGAUGUGCAUCUCUACAGGGAGCAGAUAAACCGGGUGAAGGACAGCGACAAUGUUCCGAUGGUGUUGGUUGGGAAUAAAUGUGAUCUUGGCUCCCGCUCAGUGGAGACCCGUCAAGCGCAAGAGUUGGCUCGGGGCUACGGCAUCCCGUUCGUCGAGACGUCUGCCAAAACACGACAGGGUGUGGAGGAGGCUUUCUACUCACUGGUCCGGGAGAUCAGGAGAUACAAGGAGACGAACCGCAGCAACAAGAAGAGCAAGAAACACCCACAGAGACGUUGCACACUUUUAUAGCAAUACUCCUGCCAACUCUUGCACUACAUUCCUGGAAUAGCACUGCACACACACACACACACACACACACCUGCACACUCUGCUGUAGCAUUUUAACCCUUCUCCCUUCUCUUGGAACCAAUCUAGGGCAAGGUCCCAAACAGGAAGGACAGAAACAGUGCCAUGGCUGCUAUAUGCUGUUCCUUUUUUUUUUUAAUGCAGAGCUUCCUACUUGGGGCUUUACAUGUUAGAAUCCUUCAUCAGUUAUUCCAAAGUGCUUUGUGUCAUUCGACUCGUUUGGAUAACUUUAUCCUGCCUCAUGCUCCGAUUACGGCCACUUUUUCUUUUUUUUUUUUAUUGGACUUUUUGUAGCAUUUAUUUACUCCAAAAUCGUAACUUGCAUAACAGCAUAACCCUCAGUACAAGUGUUUUAAUGUUCUCAAACCAAUCUAGUGCACCCUGUAACCACUAUGAAUUUGGGUUUGAAAGGUUGCUAUUCAGUGACCAAUCUCUCUCCUGCUUUAUAACCCUGUACCAGCACCACGAUGGGGGUUCAAGUUCAAGCUGCUGAAAUCUGCCGUCUCUGCCUCGUUCCUGGCUCCUCUACACUUCGAGCAAGGCUAGAGAGAUGAUUGUAUUUGUAUUGUAUUCCUCAUUAUAAAGGAGGAAAUGAUGCAGGAUACAUUUAUUUUUAAUCAGGCCCACAUUGGGGUCUGAACACCUCUGAUACAUUCCUGUUGUCAAAGCGAUGAGACAGUCUUAGGAGUUUAAUGGAGUUUUUAUUAAUUAAAAAAAAGAUUUUGGCUAAAA